AGAAGCUUAUUAUUGCUAGAAUCGAGUAGUAAUAGUAAAAAAUGCACUUAUUCAUAUUAUUUGAUAUUCAAAUUUCUUUCUCAUUUUUUCGAUAUUAGAUUAGAUACAAUAUUUUCUACAAUAUUAGAUAACCAAGCAGCCACAAUCACUUCUAAUGCCAACUAAGUAAUACUUACUUUGUUUGCCCUAUUACAGUUUAAGAUACUUGACAUAUUUUUAAGCUUCAGUUAGGCUAAGCAAACAAUAUUAUGGCACUUGCCACAUUGUAGACAUGUCCAUGGAGUCACCUACCUAUAUAACAUUACUUCGUCUAACACUCUCAACAAUGGCUGAAACUACCACUGACAUCCACAAAAGUAAUGGUCCAAUUCUCAUCCUUAGUUUGACACCAAGCUGCACUGGCUUACACUUUCAGCAUUAUAUGGCAAAUUGACAGUAGCUAUUCCUAGCUCAGAGGAAAGGUUCCUAUUUGACACCACGAUGAAUCCUUAGACAUUGUUCUAGCUUUUUUUCUUUCCAUUUUUUUUUUCUUUUUUUCUGGAGUUGCAAUGUGUUAGAAGAAGUAUGCAUUCUAAAAAGAUCCUUCUUACUAUAAAGGUUGACUGGCCAA
Molecule: messenger RNA, 610 nt
Organism: Rubroshorea leprosula
Lineage: Eukaryota; Viridiplantae; Streptophyta; Magnoliopsida; Malvales; Dipterocarpaceae
Source: the annotation of a GenBank genome assembly